UUUAUAGGUCUUCCACGCACACACACGCGCGCGCACACGCACGCACGCACACACGCACAGACGGACAGAGUCAGGAUGUGACAUCAUCCGCAGGAAGAGAAGCCAAACAACUUUUUUCUCUCUCUCUUCGCUGCGCUGUCUGCGCUGCCGCUGCUGGGCGCAGUUGAAGUCACUUCUCGGAGCCUCUUCUCGGUCUGAGGCAGCGGAUCCAGAGGAGCGAGAGGGGGCCGAGCAGCUGGAUCCGUCCUCCACCGGGGGAGUAAAAAAAAAAAAAAAAGGACGCCUGAAUCCUCCCUGAACUUUUCUCACAACUUCCCACCGCAUUCCUCCACGGCAAGGAUUGCAGACAGAAACACCCCGCCAUCUGGAAACAAGAGAUCGCUGCAAUCUCGAUACGACGAGAGGCCGACCCCCCCCCCCCCCCCCCCCCCGACCCGAUUUCCAAACUGAAAACCCACCUGGUGCCGUCUCUGAGGAAGGUCACGCCUCAUCAAAGUCAAAACUAAUUACUAUUCUGGAGAGCGUGUUCUCCCCCUAUCACACGGCUGAGUCCAUGGCGUUGUGUCUCGGACAAGUCUUCAGCAAAGACAAAACGUUCAGGCCCAAGAAGCGGUUCGAACCGGGCACCCAGCGCUUUGAACUCUACAAGAAGGCCCAGGCCUCGCUCAAGUCCGGCUUGGACCUGAGGAAAGUGGUUCAGCUGCCGGAGGGGGAGUACAUCAAGGACUGGAUCGCUGUUCACGUGGUCGAUUUCUUCAACAGGAUCAACUUGAUCUACGGCACGGUGAGCGAGUACUGCUCCGAGCGCACGUGUCCCAUCAUGUCCGGCGGGCUGAGGUACGAGUACAGGUGGCAGGACGGCGACGAAUACAAGAAACCCACCAAGUUGCCCGCUCUCAAGUACAUGAACCUGCUGAUGGACUGGAUCGAGUCGCUCAUCAACAACGAGGACAUCUUCCCCACCAGAGUAGGUGUACCUUUCCCCAAGAACUUCCAGCAGGUGUGCAAGAAGAUCCUGAGCCGCCUCUUCAGGGUGUUUGUGCACGUUUACAUCCAUCACUUUGACAGCAUCUGCAGCAUGGGAGCGGAGGCCCACAUCAAUACCUGCUACAAGCACUACUACUACUUCAUCUCGGAGUUCAACCUCAUUGAUCACUCGGAACUGGAGCCCCUGAAAGAGAUGACAGAGAAGAUAUGCAAUUAAACAAAACCACAUGGAGAAAAGGAGUUUACAUUUUGACGUUAUCUGAGCCCCGUGAGAAGUCAUCGCCUUCGAAACACUCAACACAAAGAACAUUUUUACAUCAGAUUGUAUGAGUGGUUUUCUAUGCAUAACUGGGAAGGUCCACUAAUUUGCCACAUUUCUUUAGAUGGUGGCAGUGCCUUCACAGAGGUUUUUACUUACAGUGAAGUGGUGAUUGGUGUCAUGAUUAUAGGACGUUGUGUUGGAUUAUAAUACAUCCUAUAUAGUGCUUGUGCUUUUUCUUUCCUCCUGUGCAUGUAUGUUUGACCUUUUUAUAUACAUUGUCAAGUCGUUUUUGUUGUUGAAUGUUUGUAUUGUUGUAAAUGUUUUGUGUUUUUUUGCGGGUUUUUUUACAGUUUAAACAUAAAAAUGCAGUCUAAAAAUGA
Molecule: messenger RNA, 1629 nt
Organism: Pseudoliparis swirei
Lineage: Eukaryota; Metazoa; Chordata; Actinopteri; Perciformes; Liparidae
Gene: mob3c
Product: MOB kinase activator 3C
Exons: 4
Coding region: 554-1204 (216 amino acids)
Biological process (GO): signal transduction; positive regulation of protein phosphorylation
Cellular component (GO): cytoplasm; nucleus
Molecular function (GO): protein kinase activator activity
Source: RefSeq, a predicted model, not a curated record